GUGUAAACUCAUCAAAAUGGGCAGGAUCGUAUUCUGAAAAUAUUACGGCAAGUCAGUCCUAUAGAAAGCUGAGACUGUUACGCCUUAAAUGUAGCGAGGAGGUUUUCGGCUUCUCUGAGAAACGACGAGUUGCAGCUGCUUUUUUUUAUGCAGAAAAUGUUCUCAAACAUGUCUGUGAAGCUAUGCCCAGGAUUAUACUGUGGAAGACCCAGGUUAAACCUCACCGAGGGAGAAUGUGGGGUUUGUCCAAGAGGAGAAAGAACUGAUGGUCAGAAGAUUUGUCGUAUGUGUGUGGAGUCUCCAGAGCUGUAUGACUGGCUUUACCUAGGCUUUAUGGCCCUGUUACCAUUGGUUCUUCACUGGUUUUUCAUUGAAUGGUACUCGGGCAAAAAAAGCUCCAGUGCUCUUUUUCAACACAUAACUGCACUGUUUGAGUGCAGUGCAGCAGCUAUUGUCACACUCCUGGUAAAUGAUCCAGUUGGCAUGCUGUCUAUCCGAUCCUGCAAAGUACAGAUGCUGUCAGACUGGUACACAAUGCUCUACAACCCCAGUCCUGAUUAUGUCACCACACUGCACUGUACCCAGGAAGCUGUAUAUCCUCUGUAUACAAUUGUGUUUAUAUACUAUGCCUUCUGCCUAGUAUUUAUGAUGAUGCUUCGUCCAUUACUGGUAAAGAAGAUUGCUUGUGGUUUGGGAAAAUCAGACCGAUUUAAAAGCAUAUAUGCUGCCCUGUACUUCUUCCCAAUUCUGACUGUACUACAGGCAGUUGGAGGUGGCCUGCUUUACUAUGCGUUUCCAUACAUUAUCCUGGUGUUGUCAUUGGUUACCUUGGCUGUCUACAUGUCAGCUUCAGAAAUACAGUCUUUUAGGAACCUUGUUGCCAAGAAGAAAAGAUUGGUUGUCCUCUUCAGUCACUGGCUGCUACAUGCUUAUGGAAUCAUCUCUAUCUCCAGACUUGAUAAACUAGAGCAAGACCUCCCCCUUCUAGCUUUGGUUCCAACACCUGCUCUUUUUUACCUGUUAACUGCCAAGUUUACUGAGCCUAACCGGAUACUCUCAGAAGGGGGGAAUGGGCAUUAAACAAUUGUGUAACAGAAACUCGAUGUAUUACAUGUUUUUGUAAAUGAAGCUGGUUUCUGAUUAUAGUGCAUAAAUGUACCGUAUUCCUUUGAAUUUAAGACACUUUUUUUUUUUUUUUUCAACCAUUUUUGUGCUUCUCAAAAUAGUGUGUCUUAAAUUAGAGUACAGUAUAGUGAUGCGUGUAUUAAAAUCGCCAAAAGACCUGACUACCCGAGUAUUCGAAGGAAUACGGUAUAUGUUUGUAUUUAUGUAUGUAUACAUUUUGUGUUAAGCCAGUGAUAGUUCAUUUAAGCAUUGUAUGUUUAAUAUGCUGAGUAAAAAGAACAUGUUGAUCGCUGAAAAUAAUCACCCAGCUAACUGUGUAACCAAUGUAUUUCAUUAAAAUCAACCACUAUAUGAAUGUCCAA
Acipenser ruthenus (sterlet) is the source of this 1487-nucleotide messenger RNA. RefSeq names its product JNK1/MAPK8-associated membrane protein. Gene Ontology annotation, cellular component: membrane. Bases 148 to 1080 code for a protein of 310 amino acids. The record is from RefSeq and is a predicted model, not a curated record. NCBI's taxonomy places the organism in Eukaryota, Metazoa, Chordata, Actinopteri, Acipenseriformes, Acipenseridae. Gene Ontology annotation, molecular function: ubiquitin protein ligase binding. Gene Ontology annotation, biological process: response to unfolded protein. The transcript is spliced from 7 exons.